UCUAUGAGUGUCUACACCAAUGAUGUUUGUCGGUGUCAUACUAAAACAGGUUAUCCGGUCCGUCGGGCUGUGUUCGCCGGUAGAAAAUAAAUGGAUAAUAAAUGGAAAUCCGUCGUCGUCAUCAGUGCUGUCUUCCACCUGACUGGCCAGUCCCACGCCAGAGCGUGACGUCGCCGCUGCCAGCGUGGAACGCACGUCGCGCGAUAAUCCAGGAAGUAAACUGUCCGGUUCUAUCUGCGGCCGGAUCUCACAAGGAAGUCGGGCCAGUAAAUAACGUUACGUGUCAGAUUCCAUAUUCCAACUGGCUUUCCCGAAGACUUCCCAAGGGACACAGCGACGACUCCUCGCCACAGAUAUCCUAGCGUCCCCGUCCACAGCAGAGCCGCUCCGUCAGGCUGGCAGCGGAGUGCAGUGACGCACACACACACUCCUUAGACGAUGGUGGACUCCACGCUGGCUCAAGUGGGCAAGAAUCUGAGUCAAGCCAUGAGAAUACUGGAAGACGGACAGAGAAAACUGGAGGCAGGAACAGAGAGGCGGCGUUUCAGCAGAACCAGCAUCCCUGGACCCCUGCAGGGAGAUGGUCAGGAUGUUGCCACUGUACUGCACCUAGUUCACAACCUCAUACAUGAAGGGGAGGAGGAGGAAGACAAGCCCAGCCAACAUAGGAUGCAGAAUGUGGGUGAACAGGGUCACAUGGCCUUGCUGGGUCACAGCCUGGCAGCCUACAUCUCGGUCCUGGACAGAGAGCGACUGCGGAAGCUGACCACUCGGAUCCUGUCUGACACCACGCUGUGGCUCUGCAGACUGUUCAGGUACGAGAAUGGCUCAGCCUACUUCCACGAGGAUGACAGGGAUGGCCUAGUCAAAGUGUGUCGGCUGGUAAUUAAUGCCCGUUAUGAAGAAUAUGCCUCAGAGGGCUACGCAGUCCUCAGCUCCAAACAGCCAGUCAUCUACCAGAGUGCUUCCGGCAGGCCUGGGCUGGGACAGCACCUGUGCAGCCAGCUCGGCUUGCCGCUCUCUAGUCUGUGCACAGUCCCAUGCAACACCGUCUUUGGAUCCCAACACCAAAUGGACGUCGCACUGUUGGACAAACUGAUCAAAGAGGACAAAGAAGCUGGGAAGCUUCCUUUGCUGCUUAUCGCCAACGCAGGUACCCCUGGGGCAGGACAUACCGAUAAGUUGGGUCGUCUGAAGGACCUUUGUGAUCAGUACAGCAUGUGGCUCCAUCUGGAGGGGGUCAACCUGGCAACCCUGGCACUGGGUCAGGCCACCUCUGCGAUCAUGGCUGCCAACAGAAGUGACAGUAUGACACUGACACCAGGUCAGUGGCUGGGACUGCCUGCUGUAAGCGCCGUCACCCUCUACAGACACGAAGACCCAGCACUGUCUUUGGCAGCAGGUUUGACCUCCAGCCAGCCGGUGGCAAAGCUGCGAGCGUUGCCUCUCUGGCUCUCCCUGCAGUACCUCGGUCACAAUGGAAUUGUUCAGAAGAUCAAACACGCCACCGUUCUGAGCCAGCAACUCCUGCAGAAGCUAAAGACUCUGGCCUCCAUCAAAACAUCAGAUGUCCUUGAGACUGAGAUCUCUCUCGCCGAGGCUUUGGUCAUGGUGGAGGAUGAACUCAGUUCCCCUGUAGUGCUAUUCAAGUUUUCCCAGGAAAUGAGUGCUGCAUCCAGUGGGGGUUCAGUGGAAGGUUACUGUGCUGGGGAGAAAGAGGUGCUUGACACCUUCAACAGAUGGUUGGGUGAACAGCUGCUCCAGCUGGUUCCCGCUAGUGGAAUGGAUGUGGUGGAGCUUGAAGACGAGGGUACAUGUGUUCGCUUCAGUCCCCUCCUGACUGCUGCAGUUCUGGGGACCCAGCAGGGGGAUGUUGAGGACCUGGUGGAGAAGCUGUCAGAGCUGGUGCCUGUGAUGAGCUCCACAAUGUGCCUCAGACAGGACUUCAGAGAGGAAACCCACCGACACUCACCGUCGCUCAUAUACGUAGAAGAGCUCAGCUGGCCUGGCUUGGGUGCUGUCCGGUACGAACCUCAGGCUGAAGGAAUCGAUGAGAGCAGGAGGAAGCAGGAGCUGGAGAAAAUCAACACUGAGCUGCUGAAGAAACUACAAGAGCUUGACACUGACAUCAUCUUCUCCACUGGCCCUGAGUUUGGAACACAAGAGAACUGUAUCUUUGUUGGCAUGGUGACUGAGGACGUUGAUGUUUCAGAGCUGGUGAAUACAAUAGCUACCCUCGGGAGGGACAUAGAGGAGAGUGGAAGGCUUUUGGAGAACAUGACAGAGGUGGUGAGGAAAGGCAUCCUGGAGGCAGAGCUGCAGCUGCAAAAGGCCAAUGAGGAGAAACUCAUGGAAGAGGGAGUGAUGAGACAGCUUCCUCUGGUUGGCUCUGUGUUAAACUGGUUCUCUCCAGUUCAAAGCUCCAUAAAGGGCAGGACCUUCAACCUGGCUGCAGGUUCCCUGGACUCCACAGAGGUGACUUACUCCACCAAGGCCCAAACAGGCAGGCCGUCCCUGCAAGACACUCCCACCUCCUCAUCAAAGAGACUGCCAGGUCAGAGGUUAUUCCAGCGCUCAGGGGGGGCAGGCUUUGACUCCUUCAGUGAAACCAGUUCCAUCGGACAAGCCGAGGAGAGCGCCGGGGAGGGGAGCACCACUUUGAGCAGCAGCUUCCGCCCACCCACCCCUCCACCCGCACCCGAGGAGAACUCACAGCCCGCGAGUGACGUCAUACAAGAGAAAGUCCCAGAGUCCUCUGUGCAGGUGAAUGCGCAGGUGGAGGCUGAAGUGGAGACUGAAGAGGAGAGGCAGCCUGAAGGCCAAGAGGUGGAGCAGAGCGAGAGAUAGGAUGACUCUUUCUGCAGGUGUCCUCCAACCGUCCUUUAAAUGGUACCAGCCUAACUAACAGAUGUUUAAAAACAAAGGUGUUAUUACAUUGUGAAUCUUACUCUUCCAGUUUUGAAGGGAAAGCUGAUGGAGAUUGGGCUGUUUCCGUCCCAUUGUUUCAGGACAGCAAGAAAAUCCACCCUGGCUACUCUUAUACUGUCAUGCUCAGUUCUCUGCAUUCUAGUUAUUUACUGAUUAAAGCUGCAGUAGGUAACCUUUUAAAAAAAAAAAAACGUUUUGUCAUAUUUGCUGAAACUUUCACUAUAUCCUGACAGUAGAACAUGAGACAGAUAAUCUGUUAAAAAAAUCAGGUUCCUCUGGCUCCUCCUAGUGCUCCUAAUGGUAUUUGCAAGAAUUCACCAGGCCUGAAUGAAAACAACCAAUCAAAGCCGGGAAAAGGAUAAACACGCUUUGGGUUGGAGGCUUGAAGAUAGUUGAUUGUUGAGUCUCAUUCCCAGAGUCCCAAAGCGUCUGUAUUUGGCAUCCAGGGAAUGAGACUUAACAAUCAACCAUCUUUCUUCUUUAUGAUUGGUUGUUUUCGUCCAGGCCCGGUGGAUUCUUCCAAAUGCCAUUAGGAGCACUAGGAGGAGCCAGAGGAACCUGUUUUUUUCACAGAUUAUCUGUCUCAGGUUCUACUGCCAGGAUAUAGUGAAAGUUUCAGCAAAUCUGACAAUAAAUAUUUUUUAUAAAAGUUACCUACUGCAGCUUUAGGUGUUCUAAUAUGAUAUUUCUUUAAUGUUGAUGCAGCAUUCUGAGAACCAUUUAUGCCUGUUAUUAAAAUGCAGUCUGCAUCCAGACACGUUAAAAAAACACAUUACUUACUGCAAGGUGUAAAUGUGUCGUGAUCAGAUCUGCCUGACCACAUCUGGAGGUAGUCUGGCUCACAUUGUGGGCUGAUCUUGCAUUAAUGCAAUCCAUACAACGUGCUGGUGCCCUUCCACAAUGUAACUCAUAUAGAUAUUAGUCAGCAUAAAGCACAUUUAUUGGUAUUCAUUUGGUAACAUACAGCUAACGUAAUGAUAAUAAAAUAAUGAUUGAGGUUUGCUCAACUGUUACUGGAGCACAGAGCAAAAAGGCGGGUGAAAUAUGGGAAUUUAAUGUAGUCAGUUGGACAAAGUUUCCCGGAACUCAACAACUCACAAAAAAAAUGAAGGGUGUUUGGGGCAGAGAUCUGAUCUCAGUGAGGAUAACGCUUUAAAAACAGCAGGUGUGAGGCACCAAGGAAAGAUUGGAUCAUGUAUUAUUCGAAUAACAAGUGGCAUUUUAAUAGCAGGCUUAAAUGUGUUGUGAGAAAUGUUCAGAAUGCCUUUUAACCACUUAAAAAAGACGAGAACUGGAUAUACAGUUCCUGCCUCUUUUGCCCUGAAUGUCCCCCUGUAGGAACACUGUUCUGCUGUCAGACUGCUUCAUAGCUGCACUCGAAAUCUCUUGUGUCAUCGCUGAUUGGCUGUGCUGUCACACAGGACAUAACAAAAAUACACUAAACAGCAGAAGAGGUGUUUUAGGGUGGAUUUUUUCCUCGGAAGGUUGGAUGGAAUAGUUGACAUCCAUCCUUUUUAUACUAAAGUCUGUCACUUGAUGACUUUGGGGUGUCCUGUUGGAUUAUAGAGCAGAGAAGUGGCCAUAUUGCACACAGAAUUCCUUUAGCUUUAAAGAGAAAUACAUUUAUGAUUGGUUCAGGAGUCUCCAUUCACUUCAAAUAAAUCAGCUCACUAUUAACUGCAGUUAAAAGGUUUAGAUUCCUCACUGUAAAUAGUCUACACAGAUGAUAUAUAUCUAACCCACCCAAUUACUAACUAGAAUUAUUUAUAAUGAAAUAAAUCUGUAUAGAAGAAGUAGAGUACCAUAAUCUAUUUAAUGAAAAAAAUGCCUACUGAACAUACAAGCUUAAAACACUCCCUUAAUUAAUGUGCACUUCCCCACAAUCACUGCUGGGGGAAAAAUACAUCAGGACAUCUGAAAGAUUUUGGGUUGUUUUGAGUAAAAAGUCACAAUAUUACAAGAGUAAAGCAGUUGUUAUUACAAAAAUAAAAGCAUAAUUUUACAUUAAGAAGUUAAUAAUUAUUUGAGAUAAAGCUGGAAUUCUAGUCAUGAAGAAAAAUCACGCUAUUACAAGAUAAAACUUUAACUGUACAAAAGGAAGUGACUAUAGGAAUAAAGUUCAAGAUAAAGUUGUAAUUUUACAAGACAAGUUAUGUUACAAGAAAAAUAACAAGAUAAAGAGGUACUGUUACAAGAACAAGUCGUGAUAUUAUCUCAUAACAUUACAAAUUCAACUUUUUCUUGUAAGAUUACAACUUGACCUUUCUCGUACAAAUUCUGACCUUAUGUUGUGACUUUUAUUUUUCCAAAUAUUAUGGCUUUAUUCUCAAAUGUCAGAAGUUAUUUCAAACCAGGGGCCCUAAUACUCCAUUGUAUAAAAUAAACUCCAGCCACAGCUUUGUGACUCUAACUCAUAUUUACUUUAUGAUUGCACAUGCAGUGGGGGCCAGAGUUUUGAAUUUCUAUAUGAAUUUGUUUUUAUUUUUGUCAGGAAUGCAAGCUGAGCAAAACGUGGCCUUCUGUCACAGAGGAUGUAUGAGGAAUAUUUCCUUUCUUUGAAAAAAACAUCCUGCCAGACCUGGAUUCAAAGUACUUCCUGUCCUGGUUACCCUUAUCCUAGUGCCAUAUUACAAGGCCAAAUAGAUGUUUGUGUUUGUUUGUUUGUUUGUUUGUUUUUUGUUUGCUUAUUUGUCCUUUGGUCUGUUUGUUCUGAGUUGAUUCUGCCAGGCUUGGAUAUUCAACCCAACACUUGUCCUUAUCCCCUUGAUGUAUUUUGCUAUAAAUAAUCAGCAAUAGCAUAAGCUAAGGAUUAUUUUGAUGUGUUUAUUAACUUUUCUUUAAAGGUUAUAUAUAUGAAAUUCACUUGCCACUAGAUGUCACUCUAGAGCACCAGCGUCUGUGACCCAAACAAAAACAGCACUAUGGCUGACCAGACUCCAUUGACAAAAGCAGUACCUAGCAGAUAAUCGUAAUACACUUCAAACUGGACAGAAACAAAGUUAAACUCACCAAAACUGUCUUUUGUUAGUCUUUCCACUGUUCCAACAAUCACCAAUUCUGGUUUUGUUUGUCUUAAUUCACCAACUCUCCUAAAAGCCAGCAGGUUCACACGGAGGGACACACAUGCAGUUCAAAGGAUCUGCUGUAUUAACACAAUUACUCCACUAUAUCUUUAAAUAGCAAAUAGUUGUUUGCUGCUAUAUUAAUGUUCUAAAUCUCAUAUAUAUCACUUUUAAAGGAUUUCUGGGGAUAGAAGGUCACAAAGUUCAAACAGUGUACCACACUGGAACAAUACCACAGACAUGUUUAGGGUAGAUCCUAAAGGUCUUUACUCUGUUUGGUUGGAGUCAUCCCAGAUGGAAGUUAGUCAAUGAUGAGGGAAAUGUGGUGAAAUCUGUGGUUGUCAAUCCAAACUAUGGUCUAGAUUUCACUGAGACACACAAGGUCAGGUCAGAAAUUUUGGAACAAAUUCUCACAGUGUGACUGCUGCCACCACCAACCACAGUUACAAACCAACCAAUCAGAAUAUAACAUGAAAUGACACAGAAAACACUGUCUGACAUGACACUGAACUGCCCAUAGACAUGCCCUUUAAAACUGAUAUGGUACAGUGAAGGAGUAAGAAAAUAUUUAAAAAUAGCGCAAAAUUUUGUUUUGUGAUAUUGUAUUGAUUUGAUUUUUGUGUUUAAACCCCCGACUGCUAGAAAACAGUGUUGUAAUGAAAACUGAGGGCUAUGAUGUUGGAUGUUAAAUGAUAAAUACAAAUGCAGAUCCCACUGUCCUCCCAAAUUAGAUUUGUCUUUAAUCACAAUGGAAGUUUGUCAUGAAUGCACACUUAAUAUGAAACUGUGAUGGGAACCUCUCUAAAAAUGCAAACAUCUUUCGCCUGAUAUUCAGCAUUUUGAUGCAACUUUACACAACUUGAUUAACGGGAAUUCUCAUUGUUUUAUAUGACUUUUGGAAGUGAAUGGGAUUGAAUGAGCCUCGGUAGGUUUUGCUCCCAUGGACGUGCCUCAAUGUAAAAACAAAUUUGGCCAUUGCCGUCCUUUAGUACUUGAGCCAGGUACUGGUUGAACAUUUACUGUAAAGAGUUGUAAAAUGUGGAUUAAAUGUGGUGGUUAUGAUAAGGAAUGAAGAUUACAAAGGAAUCUAUUUGAGCUUUAUUGCACUUGUUCUGUAGAUAAUGUCUUUACUACUGUUCUUUAUUUAAUUAUUAUAUUGUGUAAAUGAAGGGGAAUCUUCUUGAUGAUUAUUAUGUUCUGUUCUGUUAUUAUAAUGUCAAGCGAAAUCAAUAACUUUAUAACCUUACAAGAACAUGUUUUGAUGAAGAGCUUUUGAUUUGAUAUAAGGAAAUGUCCUGGACUGUCCUGCCUCUGUCACUGUCUGAAUGAUGAUUGUAUUUAAUCAGCAGAAUCUUUUCUCUUGAAUGUUUUCUACCAUUAGUUUACAGUACAGAAACACUGACAUAUUUUGUGUCAUUUUGUGUCUCUCAACAGAUUAAAUUCAACAUUUUUAUAGUCUUAAUGUUCAGUUCUAAUUCCAAAAGUACCUCUCCAUCUGAUAUUUAGUCUUCCUCUAUACUGUUGGGAGUUUGUGGUUCUGUUUUUCAGUAUAUGUUCUUAAAGCUGCAGUAGGUAAUUUUUAUGAAAAAUAACCUUUGUUAUAUUUGCUGAAACUUUCAGUAUAUCUUGACAGUAGUAUAUAAAACAGGUAAUCUGUGAAACAAUCAGGUUCCUCUGGCUCCUCCUGGUGCUCCUAAUGGCAUUUGCAAUAAUCCACUGGAUGAAAACAACCAAUCAGAGCCAACAAAAGAUAGUCGAUUAUUUAGUCUCAUUCCCAGGUUGUCAUAUACCAACACUUUGGGUUGGUGGUUUGAAGAAAGUUUAUUGUUGAGUCUCAUUCCCAGGGUCCCAAAGUGUCUGUGUUUUAUGACCUGGGAAUGAGACUCAACAAUCAACUAUCUCAGGAGCCAGAGGAACCUGAUUGUUUCACAGAUUAUCUGUCUCAUGUUCUACUGUCAGGAUAUAGUGAAAGUUUCAGCACAUAUGACAAAAAGUUAUUUUUAUGUACUGUGGCUUUAAGUACAUUUGUAAUUGUAUUUGAGCCCUAGAUGUCUGACAGAGCAAUAAAUGAAAGCCAAUGGGGAAAACAUGGUCAGGCAUUGAUAAAUAAAAGCACAUUUACAGACAAAAUGAAAAUCACAAUGUGGAAAAGUACAUGUAGUAUGUAUGAAUGUGUUAUAAGACAGAAUUUCACAAGUAAAGGGGUAUUACUACAGUAUAUCUAAUGUAGCUACAAACAGACCCAAAUAAGUUGGUGGUAUAAUCUGUAGAAAUUUCAUCUGUCCUUAAACUAAAAAAAUUGUAGCAGUGAAUGAAACUGAAAUGCUGGACUGAAACUAAAUCUGUAUGUCAGCAACCUGCUUUCAGACUUUUGUGCAAUCUGAGGCAUGACAACAAACACAAAAUAAGACAAAACAGCGGUACCAAAGCAAAUAAAAAUGUAUGAAAAAUACUACUGAUUACUGAUAAGUGUGGACUUAAGUCACGUGACUUGGACUCGAGGCAAAAUUGACCCUUCCUAAGCUUCACCCCUUUUUGCUCUGUGCUCCAGAAACAGUUGAGCAAACCUCAGGCAACGCUUUCCUUUCCUGUACUUAGAUAUGCUAUGUGCUGUGCUAGUCUAUGUUGAAAAGACAAGUUAAAAGAUAAAAGGGACAUACAUAGUCACAUCUUAAGGAAACUAAUGUUAACAAAUCCCUUGCUUAUUCGCUAGAUCAUUUACAUCAAUUGUUGGCUAGCCACUUACAAUUCUAAGCUCAUGUUAGAAACAUGCUAGCCAAUUAGCUAGUUAACAAUUAAUGUAAAUUAGCUUGCUAGUGAGCUAGCAUUUUGUUCACAUUAGUUAACAUCCACAUAAUCACAUGAUCAGAUACUUUCAUUUGAGUCACUUAGAAUGACAUAAAACACAAACCGUUAGUUUGGUUUAGAAUUUGUUUAUUAGCACCUUAACAAUACAUUGGGUUCUAGAUUAGCACACAUUGAGUUUACAUUGUGUGAUUGUGUCAUAUUGCUACUUGGUUUAAUAUGUUGUUAAUUCAUUUCUGUUUGUCUUUGAGUUACCUGAUCGCUUAGUUCUACUUCCUGGUUUGGCAAACGUUGGGGCUGAGGGCCGAGCCAAGGACCAUACCAAGAGCUCUGCCACCAGGGGGGAUCAGUGAUUCUUUGUGUUGAGUUUCAGUAAUUGUCUAUGUGGUCCUCACCUAUGUGUAUUCAUUGGUUUGAUCAGCCAGUAUAUAUUUUGUCCUCAUGUCUCAUUCUGGUAGGUCUGUUAGGUGAGUUAAAGUCUUGGUAGCCUUAAUUAUUCGUAGAGUUGUGUUUUUUGUUGUUUGACCUCUUUAAGGGCCCUAUAACUCAGUUAAUUCAGUUGCCUUCAAUAAUCUGUUUUGUUGAAUCUUUUUGGGGGAAAAUAAACCCAACUUUUGAAUUUAAAA
Dicentrarchus labrax (European seabass) is the source of this 9421-nucleotide messenger RNA. It is a transcript of the gene pdxdc1, whose product is annotated as pyridoxal-dependent decarboxylase domain containing 1. Bases 439 to 2847 code for a protein of 802 amino acids. Gene Ontology annotation, cellular component: intracellular membrane-bounded organelle. Gene Ontology annotation, molecular function: pyridoxal phosphate binding; carbon-carbon lyase activity. The transcript is spliced from 24 exons. The record is from RefSeq and is a predicted model, not a curated record. Lineage: Eukaryota; Metazoa; Chordata; Actinopteri; Moronidae. Gene Ontology annotation, biological process: carboxylic acid metabolic process.